Molecule: messenger RNA, 835 nt
Organism: Leguminivora glycinivorella
Lineage: Eukaryota; Metazoa; Arthropoda; Insecta; Lepidoptera; Tortricidae
Exons: 1
Coding region: 10-771 (253 amino acids)
Molecular function (GO): oxidoreductase activity
Source: RefSeq, a predicted model, not a curated record
GUCGACACAAUGAGUUUUACCGACAAAGUGGCAAUAGUGACAGGAGCGAGCGCAGGUCUCGGAGCCGCCGCGGCGUUGGCUCUUGCGAAAGAAGGCGCUAAAGUUGCCAUUGUAGCCCGAAACGGAGACAAACUCAACCAGGUCGCUAAACAAUGUGAAGAAAACGGCCCCAAACCCCUCAUCAUCAUAGCAGACGUCAGCAGAGACGAAGAAGCUAAAAAUAUCGUUAAAAAAACAGUCGAAACCUUCGGACAGUUGGACAUCCUAAUCAACAACGCAGGAGUAGUCGGCCUUUCCUCCAUGCUGGACGAAGAAAUCAUCAAUUAUUUUGACCUAGUUGUCAAUACAAAUCUACGCGCUACUGUCCAUUUGACGUGUCUUUCCGCUCCUCAUCUUAUUAAGACGAAGGGUAACGUGAUCAACAUAUCUAGUGUAGCUGGGGUAAGGGUUCCAGGGAAGAACUACAUGUGUUAUGCUGUAUCGAAAGCUGGAGUGGAUCAUUUCACCAGAUGUGCUGCUUUAGACUUGUCUCAGUAUGGAGUGAGGGUCAACAGUAUCAAUCCAGGACCAGUGAACACGGACAUCGUUGUGAACGCAGGUGCACCAAACCCUGAUAAAAUCUGGGAAACAUUCAAAGGCAAUACAGCGCUGAAGAAGAUAUCUGAACCUGAAGAAGUCGCUGAUUUGGUCCUGUUUUUAGCCAGCGAUAAAGCGAGGAGCAUAACUGGCUCAUCUAUUGUAAUUGACAAUGGUUUGCUCGUGGCCAAGUAGUGGUAGUAGUAUGCUGCGGGUUUAUUACAUGCGAUGAUCAAUAGAAAUAGAAUAGCAAAAAAUA